AUGUCCCCCCACAACCUCUACAGUCGCUCUCGCCGACACAGCAUGUUCCCCUUCCCUCCCGGUAUGAUGCCCGGUAUGCCGCCUCAUCCAGGUAUGGGAGGAUUCUCAGGCCCUCGUCGUCCUACAGGUUACGACAGUGAUAGUGACAGUGAUGACGAUGAGCCUUGUAGGCCUAGGUCUGGUAUGCCAUCUCGACCCGGCAUGGGUGGCUGUCCUGGCAUGGGAGAAUUCCCUAAGCUGGGUGUCCUAGGUGGACGUAGGCCUGGUCCGUACGGCUACGAUAGUGAUGACGAGGAGGAUGAGUAUGAAAUGGAUGGCCCUCGUCGCCCUGGCCGCGGUGGUCAUCUUCCUCUCCCUCCUCCACACAUCCAUAACCGAGUCCUUCAGUUGAUGGAGAUGUUGCAGAACAGGUAUGGGCGACCCGGAGGUCACGGGGGUCACGGUGGUAUGGGGCCAUACGGGGGCAUGGAAGGCUACGGCGGUAUGGAAGGAUGUGGCGGUGGGUUUAGGCCUCGCCGACGCUCUUCUGGUGACUACUAA
Molecule: messenger RNA, 540 nt
Organism: Macroventuria anomochaeta
Lineage: Eukaryota; Fungi; Ascomycota; Dothideomycetes; Pleosporales; Didymellaceae
Exons: 1
Coding region: 1-540 (179 amino acids)
Source: RefSeq, a predicted model, not a curated record